AGUAAUUAAUAUAAUAGCAAUGAUAUAUAAUUUCUAAGAAUAUAAUUGUAAAUUAACUUAUUGUUUUACACUUAUCAAAAAAAUGUAUACGGAUACUUUGCGUAUCCUUAAUUGUAAUCCCAAUUAUCAGUAAUCAUUGUUAAACAUAAACAGUCUAGUUAGAUAUAAAGCGUAUAUAAGCUCGGUUAUUUAAUUCAUUGUCAGUAUUGUGUGAUCGUUGAAAAAUAAUAACACAAUUAAUAUCAUAACUGUGCAAACAUUUUAACAAAAAUGUCUAAACUAUUAUUACUUUCGCUACUAUUGGUGUCCAUCGCUAUUGUUUUGGCCAACACUCCUGAACAAGAUAAAUUAUGCGCUGAGGUUGGAUUUUGCCCCCACGAGACUGAUCCGCAUAAAUACUACCAAUGUCAAUUUAUACCGGACAGCAGCACAUGGUAUUUGGCCGAAAUGCACUGUCAGGCUAGCCUUGUUUGGAGUCAGCAACACUUGUAUUGCGAUUGGAAAGCACAAUAGUUUAUAGAGAUGUUUAUAACAAUUUGAUCACUCCAAUGUUAAUGCGAUUUUUUUGUAAGAUUAUUAAUCAUGACCAAACAAUAAAAAAAAUAUAGCAAG
Messenger RNA from Medioppia subpectinata, 612 nucleotides. Lineage: Eukaryota; Metazoa; Arthropoda; Arachnida; Sarcoptiformes; Oppiidae. The record is from the annotation of a GenBank genome assembly.